Molecule: messenger RNA, 2656 nt
Organism: Nomia melanderi (Alkali bee)
Lineage: Eukaryota; Metazoa; Arthropoda; Insecta; Hymenoptera; Halictidae
Gene: CaMKII
Product: Calcium/calmodulin-dependent protein kinase II
Biological process (GO): protein phosphorylation
Molecular function (GO): ATP binding; calmodulin binding; calcium/calmodulin-dependent protein kinase activity
Source: RefSeq, a predicted model, not a curated record
GACGUCGGUGUCGGGUGGGACGAGGGAAACGGGACGAGGCGGCGACGAGUCGUUCGGUCGUCGAGACGAGGAAAGGACCGCUAGGCGAGAGUCCGACGUCGCGCGGAGUGAUCGGUGGACCCCGUAGGCCGUGGUCGCGCGAACGCAGCCGGAAAAUCUGUUCGGGCGAUUUGAAACGCGUCGCCUCGACCCCUCGGGUUAUUUCGCGCAGGUUGGCUGCACGCGAACGUCGCGUAGGAGCCUCGUCCGACGGUGGUAUCACUGCUAACCUAACCAGGUGUCACGGAAGGGGUAUAUAGUUAGUGCUCGUGUCGCCAUUACCGGCGGUGCACGGCGAGCAAUCACAUCGCCUGCGCCAUUGCUCGGGAGGCCGUAGUCAGCGGGGGCAGCACUACGCGAGUCAGUCGACGGUCUGCCGGCGAGCAGUGCGGACGCGUCGCGGAAAGGAGGAGAUAGACACGCUAGAGAAAGAGAGAAAGAAAGACAGACAGACAGAGAGAAAGAGAGAGAGAGAGAGAGAGAGAGAGAGAGAGAUAGAGACGGUUUGUCGUCGGUUGCCCGCAAAUAUUUGCUGGCACGGCCGCGAUUUCGCCCCACCGUCGGUGGCCAACGUUAAACGCGGACGUCUCCCGCAGACAGAAAGCGGACCUCCCCUCUUGCCCGGCCCGGCCCGGCCUGACGAACGAACGAACACCCUCCCCAUCCCUCUUGUCACGGACCGAGCCGUUACCCGCUGUUCUAGCAGCGCCGCGGCGGUUCCCCUCUAUUGAUCGAAUUCGACCAGCGAAGUUUCCCUUAGCGUGUGCGGUAGUGGCGGCCGGCAGUGGCUCUCGCGCUUACGUUCCUCGGUUGGUGCGGUAAAUAAUCGCGAUACCUCGGCAUGGCUACUCCGACCGCUUGCACGCGGUUCAGUGACAACUACGAGCUGAAGGAGGAGUUGGGCAAGGGUGCCUUCUCAGUAGUGCGACGAUGCGUUCAGAAGAGCACCGGCCACGAGUUCGCGGCGAAAAUCAUAAAUACCAAAAAGCUCACGGCCAGAGACUUCCAGAAACUCGAGCGUGAGGCGCGGAUAUGCAGAAAGCUGCAGCACCCAAAUAUCGUGAGAUUACACGACAGCAUACAGGAGGAGAACUGCCAUUACCUCGUCUUUGACCUAGUGACCGGCGGAGAACUGUUCGAGGAUAUCGUCGCGCGGGAGUUCUACAGCGAAGCGGACGCCUCGCACUGUAUCCAACAAAUCCUGGAGAGCGUACACCACUGCCACCAUAACGGAGUUGUGCACAGGGACCUGAAACCCGAGAAUUUGCUGCUCGCGAGCAAGGCGAAAGGCGCGGCUGUGAAACUAGCGGAUUUCGGAUUGGCGAUCGAGGUGCAGGGUGACGCACAGGCAUGGUUCGGUUUCGCCGGGACGCCCGGUUACCUCAGUCCGGAAGUCCUCAAGAAAGAGCCGUACGGCAAACCAGUAGAUAUAUGGGCGUGCGGUGUCAUCCUCUACAUCCUCCUCGUCGGUUAUCCGCCAUUUUGGGACGAGGACCAGCACCGGUUGUACGCGCAGAUCAAGGCUGGAUCGUACGACUACCCCAGCCCAGAAUGGGACACCGUCACGGUGGAAGCGAAGAACCUGAUCAAUCAGAUGCUGACGGUGAACCCCAGCCAAAGGAUCACCGCCAGCGAGGCACUGAAGCACCCGUGGAUCUGCCAACGUGAGCGCGUCGCCGCGGUGAUCCACAGGCAACAAACUGUGGAUUGUUUGAAGAAAUUCAACGCAAGGCGCAAAUUAAAGGUCGCUAUUCUGACGACCAUGUUGGCGACGAGGAACUUUUCCAGUAAGUAUGAUGCACAGGGUCGGAGCACGAAGAAGGGCGACGGCUCUCAGGUGAAGGAAUCGACCGACAGCAGCACAACGAUCGAGGACGAUGACUUUAAAGAGGAUAAGAAGGGCGGCGUCGACCGGAGCAGCACGGUCAUUGCCAAAGAACCCGAAGCUGGCAGCGCAGGGAGCGGUAGCAGCAGCGGUAGCAGCAGCAACAGCCAGAACAGCCAGACCGGCGCCUCGCCAUCGUCGCCGGCGGCGAUCUACAUCGGGAACAACCACGCGACGACGCCCACGGCAUCGUCGCGACGCUACGACUCCGCGAGCAACGAGCGGGAUACCACCCGUCGAAUCGCCGGGAGCAGCGCUGGAUACGUGCAGCUUGGCCCGGCGGAGGGUUACGACCCGGAAGACGCACGCCGACAGGAGAUUAUCAAGAUGACGGAGCAGCUGAUCGAGAGUAUCAAUAUCGGAGACUUCGAAGCGUACACGAAAAUUUGUGAUCCACACCUGACCGCAUUCGAGCCGGAGGCUCUAGGUAAUUUAGUGGAGGGAAUGGAUUUCCACAAAUUUUACUUUGAUAAUGCAGUCCUGGGGAAGAACUGCAAGGCAGUGAACACGACGAUCCUGAACCCUCACGUGCACCUCCUGGGCGAAGACGCAGCGUGCAUCGCGUACGUCAGGCUGACGCAGUACAUGGACAAACAUGGGGUAGCGCACACUCAGCAGAGCGAGGAGAGCCGCGUGUGGCACAAGAGGGACAACAAAUGGCAGAACGUGCAUUUCCAUCGGAGCGCGGUCACGGGCCCGUCGCCGUUCUCGUUCAGCCACAAGUAAAUCGUC